This is a messenger RNA of Thlaspi arvense, 3669 nucleotides long. NCBI's taxonomy places the organism in Eukaryota, Viridiplantae, Streptophyta, Magnoliopsida, Brassicales, Brassicaceae. The record is from the annotation of a GenBank genome assembly.
AUGCCUUCCAUACAAACCCCGCCGGGGAAGAUCCUGCAGAUCGAGAUGGAGAAUUUCAAGUCGUACAAGGGUCACCAGUUGAUAGGUCCGUUCAAGGAUUUCACCGCUAUCAUUGGUCCCAACGGCUCCGGCAAAUCCAACCUAAUGGACGCUAUAAGCUUCGUCCUCGGAGUUCGCACCGGUCAACUUCGUGGCUCUCAGCUUAAGGAUCUAAUCUACGCCUUCGAUGACCGAGAGAAGGAGCAGAGAGGUCGGAGAGCGUUCGUCCGCCUCGUGUAUCUUCUCGACGAUGGGUUGAAACUCCAUUUCACCCGUACUAUUACUAGCGCCGGCGGGAGUGAAUACCGCAUCGAUGAUAGGGUUGUGAAUUGGGACGAGUACAAUGGAAAGCUUCGAUCUCUAGGCAUACUGGUUAAGGCUCGUAAUUUCCUCGUCUUUCAGGGUGAUGUUGAAUCCAUUGCUUCCAAGAACUCUAAAGAGCUCACUGGACUUCUCGAGCAGAUUUCUGGGUCCGAGGAGCUUAAGAAAGAGUACGAGGAAUUAGAAGAAAAGAAGGCCAGCGCUGAAGAAAAAGCAGCCCUUAUAUAUCAGAAGAAGAAGACGGUUGGGGCAGAGAAGAAGCAGAAGAAGGCACAGAAGGAAGAAGCUGAGAAGCAUCUGAAGCUGCAAGACGAACUGAAAGCUCUGAAGAGAGAACAUUUCCUAUGGCAAUUGUAUAACAUUGAAAAUGAUAUCGAGAAGGCGACUGAGGAUGUUGAUGCUGAAAAGAGCAAUCGUAAAGAAGUCAUGGGAAAGCUGGAGAAGUUUGAACAUGAAGCUGGUAAGAGAAAGGUGGAACAAGCAAAGUAUCUGAAAGAUAUUGCUCAACGUGAAAAGAAGAUUGCUGAGAGAAGCUCAAAGCUUGGAAGAUACCAACCCGAGCUUCUGAGAUUGAAAGAGGAGAUUGCUCGCAUAAAUUCAAAAAUUGAGAUCAAUCGGAAGGAGUUGGAUAAGAGGAAAAAAGAAAAAGGGAAGCAUUCCAAGGAAAUUGAACAGAUGCAGAAAAGCAUCAAGGAGCUGAAUAAGAAAAUGGAAAUUUUAAAUGAGAAGAGACAAGAUAGCAGCGGAAAACUCCCAAUGCUUGACAGUCAACUGCAAGACUAUUUUCGAAUAAAAGAAGAAGCUGGGAUGAAAACCAUUAAGCUAAGGGAUGAGAAAGAGGUUCUAGAUAGGCAACAGCAUGCUGAUCUCGAAGCAUUGAGAAAUCUGGAAGAAAAUUACCAGGAAUUAAUAAAUAGGGAGAAUGAUCUUGAUGAACAAAUUGAGCGGUUGAAAUCCAGGCAAAAAGUGAUUGAAGAUUCUACUUUGGAAAAUAAGCAGUUGCGAGAACGGCUAGUAAACCAGUUGCGAGCACUGCAAGAGAAGCAUCGAGAUGCCAGGAUUGCCUCUGAGAAAUUGAAGACUAGAAUUGCAGAAGUAGAAGAACAAUUAAGUGAUCUUACUGCUGAAAGAUAUGAAAAUGAGAGAGAUAGUAGGCUAACGCAGGCUGUUGAGUCUCUCAAGCGUCUAUUUCAAGGAGUUCAUGGUCGGAUGACUGAUCUUUGUCGACCAAAUCGGAAGAAGUACAACCUUGCUGUCACUGUUGCUAUGGGGAGAUUUAUGGAUGCAGUAGUCGUAGAGGAUGAAAACACCGGAAAGGACUGCAUCAAGUACUUGAAAGAGCAAAGGCUUCCUCCUAUGACAUUUAUUCCUCUUCAGUCAGUACGUGUCAAGCCAGUGCUUGAAAGAUUGAGAAAUUUGGGCGGCACAGCAAAGCUGGCGGUCCUCUUUGCUGUUGGAAAUACUCUUGUCUGUGACGAACUUGAAGAAGCCAAGGUUCUUAGCUGGACUGGAGAGAGAUUUAAAGGCAUGUUCCUGUUUCCUUUUUUAGUUGUUACUGUUGAUGGUAUAGUACUCACAAAGGCGGGAACAAUGACUGGUGGUACCAGUGGUGGAAUGGAAGCAAAGUCUAAUAAAUGGGAUGAUAAGAAAAUUGAAGGAUUGAUGAAAAAGAAAGAGGAAUAUGAACUAGAAUUGGAAAAGGUUGGUUCUAUUCGAGAAAUGCAGAUAAAGGAGUCCGAAAUAUCGGGUAAAUUAAGUGGACUUGAAAAAAAGAUUCAGUAUGCUGAAAUUGAGAAGGAAAUACCAAUUAGUGAGUUUGUUUUGCAGAAAAGCAUCAUAGACAAACUUCCACAUCUUGAGCAAGAGAAGCGGAAUAUUGCUGAACGAAGUAGACACAUAGCUCUUGACCUCUCUAAGUCAAAAGAUGAGGUUGAUAAGAGGAAUACAGAAAUCAGGAAGUUGGAGAAAAGAAUCAAUGAGAUUGUGGACCGUAUCUAUAAGGAUUUUAGCCAAUCUGUUGGUGUUGCAAACAUACGUGAGUAUGAAGAAAAUCAGCUCAAGGAUGCUCAAGAUGUGGCUGAAGAAAGGCUGAGUCUGAGUAACCAGCUUGCUAAGUUAAAAUACCAGCUGGAAUAUGAGCAAAACCGAGAUGUGGGGUCACGAAUUCGGAAGCUAGAAUCUUCAAUCAGCUCUUUGGAAUCUGAUUUGGAAAAAGUAAAGAAGAGGAAGUCUGAACUCAAGGAGUUAACAGAAAAAGCUACUAAUGAAAUCAACAAUUGGAAGAAGGAAAUGGGAGAGUGCAAACAAAAAUCGGAAGAGUAUGAAAAGGAAAUCCUGGAUUGGAAAAAGCAGGCUUCGCAAGCGACAACAACCAUAACCAAACACAAUCGUCAGAUACAUUCCAAGGAAACGCAAAUUGAGCAGCUGAUGUCGCAAAAACAGGAAAUAACCGAUAAGUGUGAACUCGAACAUAUUACCCUUCCUGUUUUAUCAGAUGCCGCGGAGGAAGACGACUCAGAUGGGCCACAGUUUGACUUUAGUGAGUUGGAUAGAGCAUAUCUGCAAGAACGGAGACCAUCUGCUCGUGACAAAAUAGAUGCAGAAUUUAGGCAGAAAAUAGAAUCUAAAACAUCAGAAAUUGAAAGAACAGCCCCAAACCUGAGAGCACUUGACCAGUAUGAGGCUAUACAAGAGAAGGAAAAACAAGUUAGCCAAGAGUUUGAAGCGGCCAGGAAGGAGGAGAAACAAGUAGCGGAUGCAUACAAUAUUGUUAAGCAGAAGAGGUAUGAGCUAUUUAUGGAAGCUUUCAACCACAUUUCUAGCAACAUUGACAAGAUCUACAAGCAACUAACCAAGAGUAAUACGCAUCCACUGGGUGGGACUGCUUAUCUAAACUUGGAGAACGAGGAUGAUCCGUUUCUACAUGGUAUAAAGUAUACUACGAUGCCCCCUACAAAGCGAUUUCGUGACAUGGAACAGCUCUCUGGAGGAGAGAAAACAGUUGCGGCCUUGGCGUUGCUUUUCUCCAUCCAUAGCUUUAGGCCUUCGCCGUUUUUCAUACUGGAUGAAGUGGAUGCUGCGCUGGAUAAUUUAAAUGUUGCAAAAGUUGCUCAAUUCAUUCGUAGCAAAUCGUGUCAAGCCGCACGUGACAAUCAGGAUGCAGAUGAUGGGAAUGGAUUCCAAAGCAUUGUAAUAUCUCUCAAGGACAGCUUCUAUGACAAGGCCGAAGCUCUGGUUGGAGUUUUCAGAGAUGUGGAGAGGAGUUGCUCGGGCACGAUGACAUUUGACCUUAACAAUUACCAAGAAUAG